ACGCCAACCAACGGCCGAGGAGGCCGACGCCCGCCAACGGCCGUGGAGUUUCUCCGCAGUAGGUCUGAGGAGAAGGACGGUUUUUCCCCCCGAAGGACCGGACCGGAGCCGAGGGCGAGGACAGCGGGACCCCGACACCGACCCCUCCGCAACCAUGAGCGCAGAGGAGAGUGACAUCUUCACCGAAGGCCCCGUCAUCAGGAUGAAGGAGCUCACGUUCUUCCCCGUCUGCGCCGAGUUCGUGAAACCAACCAAAUUGGCGUCUAGGGACACUGAGCAAUUAAAGAUGGCAGAGUUGAGUUUCAUGGCCCGCAGGAAACACUUCGAUGGGAAAUCCAGUAGAAGUGAGCUCGAAUCAGAAGACAACACCCUCCGGGUGCAGCUGCGGCUCUGUUUAUGGGACACCCGAGGCCCUCAACCAGACUGCCUUCCUCUGCAAUUGAUCAUCAUUGUCAACGGGAAGUUAUGUCUUCCACCCGUGGAGGCCGACGGUGAACACUAUAACCGCCCAGUGGAUAUCACUCAUCUUGUGCACCCCUCUGAUGAAGUGCCCAAUGGUGUCGUGCUCCUUUGGUCACUGAAUGACACACGGGACUUCGGCAUGUCUGUGUGCUUGGUGAAGCAACUUACUGCAGAGAAGUUAGUGGAGCAGUUGAAGAAGAAGGCCUUUUUCCCCUCAUACAAGACAGUGUACAUGAUCCGGGACGUGAUGCCGGCAGUUCGUGAGCCGGCAUUUGCCCUCGGAAGUCUCCGCGUCUCCCUCCUGUGCCCGCUGGGAUGGGGACUUGUGUCCAUACCCUGCCGCGCGGUAUCCUGCAGCCACAUCCAGAUUUUCGAUGCUGUCCCGUUCCUGCAGAGGAACGAGGAGGAGGAAACUUGGAAGUGUCCAAUCUGUGACCAGGAGAUUCUCUAUCGAAACCUCGUCAUUGAUGAAUACUUCUUCAAGGUUCUCUGUUUCAUCGCCCGUGAAAAGAUUGACUGUGAAGAGAUUGACAUGCUGCCAGAUGGGACCUGGUUCCCGGCCAAGUACUGCAUGGAUUCAUUAGAAAUCUCUGAGGAUCCCAGCUUCUUUGGCCGAGGCCGCCAAGAGAUUCAGUCUGACACCGAGGGGGAGGUCAGUGACUCAUCCACAGAAGUUGAGACCUCCAAGGAAUUGCUGAGUCCACACCCCGGGGCAGCCAUCUCACCCUCCAUGGACACCGCAGGGGCAAGCACCGCUAAACAGAAGCCGGCCCAAGGCAAUGAAAACCAGGAUGAAGACGUAGUGUACGUGCACCUACCGUACUCCUCAGACGUGUGGUACGAGAGGGUCAGGAAGAUGAGUGAGAUGCUCAAAAUGAACUGCCCACCUAAAGGGAAGAAACGACGACGUAGAAGGUCCAGGACUCCAUCAGGAGAACUGAUGGAUUUAUACGACCCUUCACCUGACAGCGACCAGGAGACUUCUACCACUGCCUCGAUGGACAGCAGCUCGUCCAGUGUAGAGCUGCACACUCUGGCUACCACGGUGUCGACGCCAACCAGAGGACCUCAGCAGCCGGCAGGAGAGUCCAGCAGUCUGGAUAUCCGCAAACGUCCCUCCAGCCGACCUAAACAAUAGCUCCCCACUCUCUCCCUCUAUUCAGCACUUGGAGUCUCCCGUCUUGACCCCUCAGAACACCUAUGACUUGGAGCACAGCCUUUGCCGGUGCCACCCUCCAGCCCCAGCCCCAGCUCCAGCCCCUGCCCCAGGCCUCUUUUCCGAAUGCCUCCCACCGCCAAGCCCAGCUGGCAGAAGCCAGAAGCCUUUUCUUUCCAGGCUCAACUCAUAGUCCUGUUUGCCCCAGCUAUAAGGAGUUAGUGUCCUCCCACCCUUUUUGGGACCUGUUCUGAUAACUUGUGUUCAGGGGUGUCAGGAGAGGGGACACUCAUGUAGCCCCCGCCUCUCCCUCCCUGGCUUCCCCGUCCCCUAACUCUUGUCUUCAUUACAGUUUGAGGUGCCUGGCUGGGGGCCCCAGCUAUAAUGUUAUUGAAUUUGCUUCUAAUUUUAUUGUAUGUUGGUAGAAGGAAGUUGUUCUCACCCCAUUGUCUUCAAUAAAUUUUCACCAUUUUAUGGAAUGAAAAACAUUCCAAAAAUAUCA
Ornithorhynchus anatinus (platypus) is the source of this 2120-nucleotide messenger RNA. Its product is annotated as E3 SUMO-protein ligase PIAS3-like. The transcript has 15 exons. NCBI's taxonomy places the organism in Eukaryota, Metazoa, Chordata, Mammalia, Monotremata, Ornithorhynchidae. The coding region runs from base 155 to 1600 and encodes 481 amino acids. The record is from RefSeq and is a predicted model, not a curated record. Gene Ontology annotation, biological process: regulation of transcription by RNA polymerase II; protein sumoylation. Gene Ontology annotation, molecular function: zinc ion binding; transcription coregulator activity; SUMO ligase activity.